AUGACAACAAACCCGAGAAAGGGUACCGACCCUGCGCCUAUGGAAGAAAGUGACCAGCUCGGCAUUAGACCAUUAGGUGCGGGUCAAGAAGUGGGCAGAUCGUGUAUAAUGUUGGAGUUUAAAGGCAAAAAGAUAAUGUUGGACUGUGGCAUACACCCUGGGUUAUCUGGCAUGGAUGCUCUACCCUUUGUAGAUCUGAUAGAAGCUGAUGAAGUGGACCUUCUUCUUAUUUCACAUUUCCACCUUGACCACAGCGGGGCGCUGCCAUGGUUUCUGACGAAGACUUCCUUCAAAGGCCGCGUCUUCAUGACCCACGCCACAAAAGCUAUUUAUCGAUGGCUCGUCUCCGAUUAUAUCAAAGUUAGCAAUAUAUCAACAGAACAAAUGUUAUACACGGAGUCGGAUCUGGAGAAUUCAAUGGACCGUAUCGAGACGAUCAACUUUCACGAGGAGAAGGACGUGAGGGGGGUCCGCUUCUGGGCGUACAACGCCGGCCACGUGCUCGGAGCCGCCAUGUUCAUGAUCGAGAUCGCUGGAGUCAAGAUACUGUACACAGGCGACUUCUCCAGGCAGGAGGACAGGCAUUUAAUGGCCGCUGAAAUACCGACAGUGCAUCCGGAUGUUUUGAUUACGGAGUCCACCUACGGCACUCACAUCCACGAGAAGCGAGAAGAGCGCGAGAGCAGGUUCACCGGUCUCGUCAGCGAGAUCGUACAGAGGGGGGGACGAUGUCUCAUUCCUGUGUUCGCGUUGGGACGAGCCCAGGAACUGCUCCUCAUACUUGACGAGUACUGGUCCCUCCACCCUGAGCUGCAGGACAUCCCGAUCUACUACGCCUCGUCUCUGGCCAAGAAGUGCAUGGCGGUGUACCAGACGUACGUGAACGCCAUGAACGAUAGGAUCCGGCGGCAGAUCGCCAUCAACAACCCCUUCGUGUUCAGGCAUAUCUCUAACUUGAAGGGUGUAAGGGACGUGUAA
Arctia plantaginis is the source of this 978-nucleotide messenger RNA. The record is from the annotation of a GenBank genome assembly. Lineage: Eukaryota; Metazoa; Arthropoda; Insecta; Lepidoptera; Erebidae.